AUGAAGUCGUUUUUUUGUUUCUCAGUCAUUCUUUUGGCGCGUUCUGUUGUAUCGGAAAACACUCCUUUUUGUGCUCCAGCUCAGGUAAAAUAUUGUGUAUUGGACGAUUGUCUUCAACCAUUAAUCAAUCAGAACACCUCAGGACCUCAGUUUUGUGGCAGAUACUUAGAGAAUGACAGCAUCAGUAUUCCCGGUUAUAUUCCAGCUGCGAUUCCAGCAUCUCGUAUCUCAUCUGCAUGUUCUUGUUUAAUUCAGGCCCAGCCUACAGCAAAGCUCACCAGACAGUCGUCAUAUGCUCUAGGCUCUAUUGACUUUUCAGUCUCUACCAAAGCAUCCCCUUCUCUCAAAACUUCUGUUCCAACCAUUUCCUCCGCAAUAGUGUCCGUAGUUCCUACAUCUUUGCAGGCCAUCCCGGGGUCCGGAAACGAGUUCACUAGCUCGAUCAUAUACUCUCUCUCCACUUAUACUACUCAGUUAAUUUACCCUGUCACCCAUGACAUUACACAAAGCCCAAGUCCCAAAUCAACGGCACCAGUUGAAUAUACCACAUCGAUAGUGUACACCUUAUCUAGUUACACAAAUCCAAGUGGUGAAGUUAUUACGAAAACAAUCGUAGAUUAUACAACAGUCUGUCCUGUCACCGCUAAAGUUACCUCAACCUUCCGAGCACUGGGAGAGCUGGCUGGUGAAAGCACAGCUGCAUAUGAGACAUCGACAAUUUAUAGAAUUUCGGCAUACACGAGCCUUGGGCAGACAAUUACAAAAACUUUAGUAGAUUAUUCAACCGUCCGUUCUAUCACAAAAGAAUUGUCCCCAAGUCCAACUCCCAAGUCGACGGUUGAGUAUACAACAUCAACUGUAUAUUCUUUCUCUACUAGAACAUACACAUCUAGUGAAAAGACUUUCACAGUGACAGAUACCGUCGUUGAUUACACGACAGUUUGCCCUAUCACAGAAAAGUCUUCCCCAACUCCAGAACCAACUGUUCAAUAUAAAACCUCAACAGUCUAUUCUCUCUCAACCAGCACGUAUAGUACUAGCGGAAAAGUUGUUACUGUGACCAAUACUGUGGUUGAUUAUACAACUGUUUGCCCUGUCACCCAGUCAGCAUCUUCAACCCAGGGUGCAUCAUCGCUCACUACGUUCCCUUCCGUUUCAUCCACUGGAAGUGUAAUUUCGACUUCAGCUUCCGACAGUUCGAUUGUUCCCUCAUCCUUGUCUGUUUCAGCAUCGGCUUCCAGCCGCUCAAUCGCAGUCAAGUCAACAAAAACAAGAUCACGCCACUCCCGAACAAAGUGCACAAAGGCUUCCCACUCUGCACAAAGCUAUCUAUUCGGGAAUUCCACAUCUUUAUACCGACCCACUGGAACCGGAAGCUCAAGCCCUUCCUCUAUAUCAGGAACUGGAUACUCAUCAUCGGUUAGGUACCCAAUGAGUAACUCCACAAUAUCCGACAUUCCUCGAGGAACUGCGUCUUCGACUGCUCACCAAGUGACAGACUCCACCCGAUUGCAGUUCCCUUCAGUAACUGUGUACUCAAUAUCUUCAACAGCUUAUUCAAUCCCGAAUUUCACAAGCUUGCAUGUUCCUUCAGGAACAGUGUUUUAUGCUCCAAUGACUCUCACAACCACGGAGAUUCUCCCCACCAGCACUUCUAGUGUAGAGAUUAAUAGCAGUACUUCAAAAUUACCAGGAACAACUGAGAUUCCUAUCACAAGCGCUCCAUCUACAACAUCAAGUCUUGCACUCCCUUCUGUAACUGCGUUUUGUAGCACAGACGCGGCGGCUUUAGUAUUUGCAGCGGCUGGUACUCCAGUAAGCUCUUAUUGCAGUAGUCUACUCUCCAUCCAGCCGAGUUACGCAGAUGAACAGUACCUCUUCGUCACAAAGACCACUUUAAUCACAACUACCACCACCGUCAGCCCAGCAACUGUGACCUUUCUCAAGAGAACGACAAGACCUGACUCAUAUCCAUUUACAGCAACAUAUGAUUUGGCUCAACAAUCAUCAGCUUGCAGCUGUCUCUCAAUUCAACCAACCGUGAUCGCCGAGACUGUAACAAUAACAGUUCCUGCAACAUCCCCCUGGUCGUUGUCUCGACUACAAUUCCAGCUUGCACUCCGUCACCUACCCAAGUAGUUGUCAAUGGUGAUUUUGAAACCGCUACAUCUGGCUCUUAUCAGACGCCGUGGGUUUUUAGUGAUUGGGCCAAUGUACAAUCUAAGGUCAAUUGUGCAUUUACUCCAUAUUCUGGCGAUGAGUUUGUUAUCCUCUUUGGUCAACGUUUAAGCACAGCCGUUAUAUCCCAGCAAAUCGAUUCCCUCAUCCCCGGCCAAUCCUACACUCUUAUCUAUUACAUGUCAGUAAUGGGACCCGUCGUCUUGCCAACAGCUUCUUGUGUGUUGUCUGCUUCCGUGGGAGGAGUAGUCAUCGAUACAGCGACUAUUACGUACUUGAAUGUAGCGAGUUAUAGAACUGGCUAUUCGCAACGACCGGCAACGGUAGUUCCAAUAACUCAUUCGGCACAGUUGAAAAUUACUUGGCAGUGUAACAGUCAAAGUGCUCCGGCAGUGUAUCUUUUGCUGGAUAAUAUUUCGAUGGUUGGGGCGGGUCAGAGUUGUGCUGUCUCUGCUUAGUUAUUGGAGCGGUCAUGGAACCAUGGGAUAGAUAACUUUAAUAGAUGACAUUGCCUUGUCUGUGGCUCGGUUUGGUUCUAAUACCCACCAAAUCUGGCCGAGCCGUCGCUUAUUUCAUACUUGAAACAUGAUCUGUGUACAGUUCUCAUGUCUCAUAGU
Molecule: messenger RNA, 2795 nt
Organism: Botrytis byssoidea
Lineage: Eukaryota; Fungi; Ascomycota; Leotiomycetes; Helotiales; Sclerotiniaceae
Exons: 4
Coding region: 1-2139 (712 amino acids)
Source: RefSeq, a predicted model, not a curated record